Molecule: messenger RNA, 1945 nt
Organism: Micropterus dolomieu (smallmouth bass)
Lineage: Eukaryota; Metazoa; Chordata; Actinopteri; Centrarchiformes; Centrarchidae
Gene: paip2b
Product: poly(A) binding protein interacting protein 2B
Exons: 4
Coding region: 257-652 (131 amino acids)
Biological process (GO): negative regulation of translational initiation
Cellular component (GO): cytoplasm
Molecular function (GO): mRNA regulatory element binding translation repressor activity
Source: RefSeq, a predicted model, not a curated record
GCGACCACGACAGAACCUUUUUCCCCCCUCGACGUUUAGCCAAAGAAACAGUGGAUUUAUCCGUUUUUUAGCCAAUAACGCGAGCAAACUGACAAAGGAGACACGUGUUUGCUUUGCGUAUCGGGGAUUAGUAGCAGAAUUUCAUUGCUGUGUGGUUUUCUUGUGACAGCCUGGACCGGAAAAGAGCCGUUCACCCCCCGACAGCUGGUUUGCGGAUUCCCCCUCUUUGCGCUUGAAGUUGUGUGAGCCGGCUGAGAUGAGCGGUCCAGAGGUGGCCAAGACACCGGGAGGCGGAGCUCCAGGCAAGGAGGGAAAGGAACCUGUGGCCAAUGGGCACGCAGGAGAGGGCAACGACGCCAACCCAUUUGCUGAGUACAUGUGGAUGGAGAAUGAAGAGGAGUACAACAGACAGGUGGAAGAGGAGCUGUUGGAGCAGGAGUUCUUGGAGCGCUGCUUCCAGGAAAUGCUGGAGGAGGAAGACCAGGAUUGGUUCAUCCCUUCUCGUGACCUCAACAACCAGGGGGUGGGGCAGCUGCAACAGCAGCUCAAUGGCUUGUCAGUCAGCGAUCACCACAGCAACCUGGAAGAAGUGGCGAGGAAGAGCUUGUUGAACCCCGAAGCGAAGGAAUUCGUCCCGGGGAAGAAAUACUAGGAGUCCCCCUCACCCCCAUGGAGCCUCCACGCGCACACACACACACACACACACACCGGUCCUCACAUUCUCAGAGACUCUGGCGGCCAUGACCGCGCACACACUGAUGCUCGCACACACGCAUGCACGCACACACACCUACACACUUGAAGUCAGUGGCGUGCUGGCAGGCCCAGUUGGGGGGUGGGGGGAUUUCUUUUUUGUUUUCUUUUUUUUUUGUUUCUUUAAUCUUUUUAUUUCCUGUUUUGUUUCUUGUAAGCUGAGGGACAUUGGGAACAGGGGUGGGGGAUGGGUGUAAUACCAGCACCGCCCUACUGCGGGCGCAUUUCAGAUGACACUGUUGAUAUUUACAGAGUAUGCAGAUCUCAUUGAUGUCCCCUUGGAACUGAGGCAGCUACCAAGGAGUGAUGCCAGGACAAUACUUCAGCCCAAAAUAUCUAAUAAACUUGAAAGAUUACUUCACAUACUCGUUAAUUUGUGUGCUGUCCAAGUUUUAACAACAUCACCAGUAGUUUGAGGGUUUUCAUGACAGUGAGAUUAGAGCACGACUAACAUUUCAGGGGACUUGAUGGGUUUCUCCCGCUGCUCUGUAAAGUCAUCACGGUCAGUCAAACCUGUUAACGUUUGCUCCUAUGAUGUCAUAAGCUCUUCUUGUGCAUCUAGAAAUGCGGCUUGUUAUUUGUAUCUGCAGUGGCUCCGUUCCAAACCAAAUACAGACCCCACCCUCCCUGCACACAUGUUUUUUGAAGUGAUCUUAACAGACAUGGACAAGUGUAACCAUGGAUAAGAAAUUAUUUUCCCAAUUUAUGUGGAAGUCCAUGUUUUAUGUUGUGUCCAGCUUAUUAGAGCCGAGGUGCGCGUUAACCGAUCACACAUCAAGAUGAGAAAAAUGUUGUUCUAAAGGGAAGGUCAGAACUUUUUGAACCUUCAGAAAAUCCGUUGUUAUAUUUUAUUCACGGUUUCAUCCUUUUUUUUAGUUCAAUUUGUAUUCAUGGGGUGUAGUGAACAACCUCGUUAUAGGGGAGUAUUUGGUCUGGAACAAUGUCACUGCCUCUUUCUGCCGGAACAACUUGGUUUGUCCAGCAUCAGAUCAAGUGUUCAUAUCCAAAUCAGGUUUUCAAAAAGCCUCUCCUCUUUUGUCUAUUUUUCCCCCUUCAUGUGUUGAGGAUGAGGCAUUUUGUGUCUCUACUGGGUACAGUAGCCUGUGGUGUCCAUUUAGUCCUGUUUGCAGGAGGAAACAUGAAGGGACAAUAUUGUCAAAGCCAAUCAGAAUAAAGCAGUAUGGAACAUGUG